Symbiodinium sp. CCMP2592 is the source of this 585-nucleotide messenger RNA. The record is from the annotation of a GenBank genome assembly. NCBI's taxonomy places the organism in Eukaryota, Dinophyceae, Suessiales, Symbiodiniaceae.
AUGACCCGCGGGCAGCUGUUGCAAGUCUGGCCGCCAGGCAACGACCUGGGUGUCUGCUGGAGUGAUGGAAUUCAAGGGCCGCUUGGGAUGCCGGCUUCGCACAGCCGCUUCGCGCGGAACCAGGAUCUGGCUGCUUUCCUCGGCAAGGAGACGAGGACAGCCAGACCCUCGUCCUUUUCAAUGGGUGAUCGCUACGGCAUUGGUACCCAGGCUGGCCCGCCUUCGGUUCCCGGCACCCGGGUCACCAAACCCAGGAAGAAGGGCUACUGGGCUGUCCCGGGCGAGAAAUGCCUGAAGCAUCGCUCGAUCUUCCGCGAGCUCUUCGGCGCCUCAGUUGGGCCGGAGCACUAUUGCGUGAACGAGAACGCCUCCAAGGACUGGGGCAACUCCAGAGAGGUGCAGCCAGUUCAGAGCUGCUAUGACAACAGCAGCUGCUCGUCCGGCAAUGCAGCGACAAGGCAGAGAGAGAGGCCUGAGCCGCAGGAGCCUCCAACGCGGCCUGUGCUCGCCAACGAUCCGGACUACCCAAACACUGUGAUUUACCUCACCAAGGAGGCAGAUGACAAGGCAUUGGGCUCAAAGUGA